CAACACCAUCCUACACACUAAACGCACACGGACGAAACAAAGAUGAGUUAUCUAGCAGAGAGAAAGCCGCAUGCUGUGUUGACUCCAUAUCCAGUUCAAGGCCAUAUUAACCCCUUGUUCAAUCUAGCAAAGUUGCUUCACCAUAGAGGCUUUCACAUAACCUUUGUCCACACUGAGUAUAACCACAAACGCUUGCUCAAAUCAAGAGGUCCUAACGCCUUUGAUGGCCUUUCUGACUUUCACUUUGAGACCAUCCCAGAUGGUCUUCCAUCCAUUGAAGGUGAGAGUGGUGAUGUUAGUCAAGAUAUACCUGCUUUGAGUGAAUCAAUCAGAAAGAACUUCCUUCAUCCCUUUCGUGACCUUCUUGCAAGACUUAACAACUCUGCCACUGCUGGUCUUAUCCCCCCAGUUACCUGCUUAGUUUCUGAUUUUUGCAUGACCUUUUCUAUUCAAGCUGCUCAAGAACUUGCACUACCAAUUGUUCUCCUUUGUCCAGCCAGUGCAUCUACUUUCAUGUCUUUUGUGCACUUUCAGACACUGCUUGAUAAAGGGAUCAUACCACUCAAAGAUGAGAGUUAUCUGACAAAUGGAUAUUUAGACACUAAAGUAGAUUGGAUUCCAGGUAUGCAAAACUUUCGACUCAAGGACCUGCCUGACUUUAUGAGGACAACAGAUCCAAAUGCUACAAUGCUACAAUUUGCCAUUGAAUUGGCAGAUAGAUCUCACAGAGCAUCUGCUAUUGUUUUUAAUACUUUUAAUGAACUUGAGAGAGAUGUACUGAGUGCUCUCUCCUCUAUCUACCCUUCUCUUUACCCAAUUGGCCCUUUUCCUUCAUUUUUAAAUCAAACUCCAGAAAGUCACUUGGAAUCUUUAGGUUCCAAUCUUUGGACAGAAGAUACCAUGUGUCUCCAAUGGCUUGAAUCCAAGGAACCCAGGUCAGUCGUUUAUGUUAAUUUUGGAAGCAUUACUGUUAUGUCACCAGAGCAACUGUUGGAGUUUGCUUGGGGUUUGGCCAACAGCAAGAAACCCUUUUUAUGGAUUAUUAGGCCUGACCUUGUCAUUGGUGGUUCUGUGAUUCUGUCAUCUGAGUUUAUCAAUGAAAUUUCAAGUAGAGGCCUGAUAGCAAGCUGGUGUUCACAAGAGCAUGUUCUGAACCACCCUUCAAUUGGUGGUUUCUUGACUCAUUGUGGAUGGAACUCAACCAUUGAAAGCAUCUCUGCAGGAGUGCCAAUGCUGUGUUGGCCAUUUUUCGCCGAUCAGCUAACAAAUUGUAGAAGUAUUUGCAAUGAAUGGGAUAUUGGGAUGCAAAUUGACACCAAUGGGAAGAGAGAGGAGGUGGAGAAGCUGAUAAAUGAAUUGAUGGUGGGAGAGAAAGGAAAGAAGAUGAGGCAGAAAACCAUGGAAUUGAAGAAAAGGGCAGAGGAGGACACUAGGCCUGGUGGUUGUUCAUACAUGAACUUGGACAAAGUGAUUAAGGAGGUGUUGCUAAAACAAUAAUAGUUGGAACUUGGAAGUGCUUUUAUUUUCUGCAAUGAUGUACUUUAAUAAUUCAUUUAUCUUCUCCUCUCCAAUUUGGUCCACUGUCAAUCAAAAUUGAUGCAUCAUUAGAAGUGCUAGAUAUAUUUCAAACGUAAGCUAUAUGCUGCAUUGUAUU
Molecule: messenger RNA, 1654 nt
Organism: Lotus japonicus
Lineage: Eukaryota; Viridiplantae; Streptophyta; Magnoliopsida; Fabales; Fabaceae
Product: 7-deoxyloganetin glucosyltransferase-like
Exons: 2
Coding region: 43-1497 (484 amino acids)
Molecular function (GO): UDP-glycosyltransferase activity
Source: RefSeq, a predicted model, not a curated record